AUGAACUUGAAUAUAAAAAAGGAUGAAGAUGAUAAAUUAAAUAAUUUAAAUCAAGACAAGACUACUAUAUUCCAAGAGGCUAGAAUAUUCAACCAAUCACCAAUCAGUCCGAGGAAUUCAAGGAUUCUAUUGACCAAGCUGUCAUAUUUAUUGCUCGACGACAGCUUCAACAGACUAGAAUCUACAAACCUUUUCUUCUCCAUCACCAAAUUAUUCCAAAACAAAGAUCCUGCUUUGAGGCAGAUGGUUUACUUGGUGGUGAAGCAGCUAUCAAACCAGGCUGACGAUGUUCUCAUGGCCACCUCCUCGAUUAUUAAAGAUAUUCAGCCAAAUUCAAACCUCAUUUACCGCCCAAAUGCAAUCAGAACUCUCGCUGCAAUCACUCACCCUUCCAUGAUCCAAUCAUUUGAAAGGUUUUAUAAGAAUGCCAUCGUCGACAGAUCCCCCGCUAUUUCCUCCUCUGCACUCGUCUCAUCCUACCACAUCCACCCACAAGCUUCCGAUACCAUCAACAGAUGGUCAAACGAGGUGUUUGAUGCCUUGUCCACUAACCCCUCAUCUACCGCCCAAUACCACGCUCUCGGUUUGCUCUACAAUAUCCGUCAUAAAGACAGAGUCGCUAUUUCGAAACUCAUUCAGUCCCUCACCCAAUCGCCUUCCUCCCUUAGAAACCCUCUAGCCCUUUCAAUGCUCGUGCGCUACUCCUCACGCCUAAUCAAUUCCGAUCCAAACCUCUCCUCAUCCAUCCUCCCCCUAUUGGAAUCCUGGUUACGCAAUAAAUCUGACAUGGUCUCCAUUGAAGCUGCGAGAGCUAUCUGCCAGUGGAAUGGUGCUACUCCUGUUCAUCUCUCUCGUCCUGUCGCUGUUCUUCAACUCGCUCUCAGCACCCCCAACACUCCCCUCAAAUUCGCUGCCAUUCGCACUCUCAACGACCUUGCACAGAGACACCCUCUUACCGUCUCAUCCUGCAACCUCGAAAUUGAAAACCUUAUUACCGACUCUAACCGCUCCAUUGCCACUUUCGCAAUCACCACCUUGCUAAAGACAGGCAAUGAAGCCAGCGUAGAUAGGCUAAUGAAGCAAAUUUCCUCCUUCAUGCUUGAAAUUUCCGAUGAAUUCAAGGUGAUAGUGGUGGAUGCCGUCCGUACUUUAUGUCUCAAGUUCCCUAAUAAAUACCCCGCAAUGCUCGCUUUCCUCUCGCAGGCCUUACGUGAUGAGGGAGGGUAUGACUUCAAACGUGCGGUAGUGGAAGCGAUAAUCGACAUGAUAAAGGGUAUAGGCGAGAGCAAAGAGAUGGCACUGGCCCACCUUUGUGAAUUUAUUGAAGAUUGCGAGUUCACCAAGUUAUCCGUGCGUGUAUUGCACUUGCUUGGUGUGGAAGGCCCCUCUACACCCGAGCCUACCAAGUACAUUCGCCAUAUAUACAACCGUGUAGUGUUGGAGAAUGCAAUCGUACGCGCCGCUGCUGUAUCUAGUUUGGCAAAAUUCGGCACAAACGUCGCAUACGCUGCCCAACAUGUUAGACGUUCAGUUAAAGUGCUCCUCGGACGCUGUCUCGACGAUAGCGAUGACGAGGUGCGCGACAGAGCUGCCAUGUACAUGCGUAUUAUUCACGACGACGAGCUUGCCAAGCGUACGACGCACGAGGAGCACACAUGGAGUGUGGGUGUAUUGGAGAAAUCCCUCUGCACAUAUACCACAGAGCAAAAUUAUGAAGAGCCUUUCAACUCUGCCGUUAUCCCACGCAUGCCCAAGGACCAAAUCAGAUUGGAUACCCAUGUCGGUAGGUUGGGAGACCUAGGUGAGAAGCAGGGUGAGAGUGAAAAUAGCAAAAAUAACAAGGAUAACGCAACCGCUCACUCUGAAGAAUUGCUCUUAUCACACGAUGCACCUGCUUCUGCAGCGACAUCUGCACACAAUUCACAUGCCUUGUCGAGCACCACCAACAUCACGUCUAUCCCAGAAUUCGCUGGAUACGGUGCUCCAUUGCACACAUCGCCACCAGUCCAUCUCACAGAAGAGGAGACGGAGUAUGUAGUGAGUGUACAGAAGCACCUCUUCAGCGAGCAUGUAGUGUUUGAAUACCACGUGCGCAACACGGUCCCAGAGGCGGUACUUGAUGGGGUAAGUGUGUUGAUGGGUCUUGGUGAUGUGGGUGGUAGCCUGCGCGAGGACUUUAUCCUUCCCAUCGAUACACUUACAGUUGCAGAUGGCGAACGGAGUACGUACGUGAGCUACUCGUUUAUUGACGAUGAAGGUGACGGUAACGGUGACAAUGCGGGCUACCCCACUGGCGCACUCUCCAACACUCUCACCUUUACCACCAAAGAGGUAGAUCCAGAUAGUGGUAUGGUGGAGGAGGAGGGAUAUGCGGAUGAAUAUCAAGUGGAUGACGUGGAACUGGGUAUAAGUGACUAUGUACGUCCUGAGUGGGUCAGUUUCGAUGGAGAAUGGGAGGCAAUGUCGAUGGAGCACAGCGAACACAGUGAACUACGCGACUCUUUCACCCUCUCCGCUAUGGGUAGUCUACAGGAAGCUACAGACGCUCUCACCGCCCUUCUCGGUAUGAUGGCUUUGGGUGGAUCGGAUGUCGUGGGUAGCGCUCACCUCCACACUCUCCGCCUUAGUGGGUGUAUCAUCCGCGGUAGUGCUCAAGGCAAGGUACUCGCUAUGGCCAGAAUGGCUUUCGAGGAGGGUGAAGGCGUCAACCUCGAGAUGGUCGUUAGGUCACCUAAUAGCUUCACCUGUGAAUUGAUCAUGGGCGCUGUGCAGUAA
Molecule: messenger RNA, 2775 nt
Organism: Wallemia ichthyophaga EXF-994
Lineage: Eukaryota; Fungi; Basidiomycota; Wallemiomycetes; Wallemiales; Wallemiaceae
Product: Coatomer subunit gamma
Exons: 2
Coding region: 1-2775 (924 amino acids)
Biological process (GO): intra-Golgi vesicle-mediated transport; endoplasmic reticulum to Golgi vesicle-mediated transport; protein secretion
Cellular component (GO): COPI vesicle coat; endoplasmic reticulum-Golgi intermediate compartment; endoplasmic reticulum
Molecular function (GO): structural molecule activity
Source: RefSeq, a predicted model, not a curated record